This is a messenger RNA of Cordyceps fumosorosea ARSEF 2679, 2532 nucleotides long. RefSeq lists its product as hypothetical. Bases 1 to 2532 code for a protein of 843 amino acids. NCBI's taxonomy places the organism in Eukaryota, Fungi, Ascomycota, Sordariomycetes, Hypocreales, Cordycipitaceae. The record is from RefSeq and is a predicted model, not a curated record. The transcript has 3 exons.
AUGCCUCCCGCCGACAUUGAACAAGCUGCCUACGACCUGUUCCACCCACCCACCGCCCGCUCCUUUCCGGAAUGGACCACGGAAGACGACAGUGACGUUGACAUUGCCUCCGUCGCCGAGGAGCAGCGCCGCCGCUUCCGCGCCGCCAGCGUCGCAGGCCGACAACAGCGCAGCAGCAGGUACAAGGCGCCGCUGCGCGAGCUGCCGGCCAUUCUCACCCGCGGGCGCGUCAGCCAGGAGGCUCAUGAGAUCCGCGCCGCCCUCGAGGGCCGCAAGGCGGGCCACCACGUCGCCAAGGGACUCGGGGGGCUCCCGGGGCUGGGGGGGCUCGCCGACGCAACGUCCGGCUUCACCCAUGUUGCGUCUGAGGCGGCCGGCGCCGUCGCGGAUGGCUUUCGCCACUCGGCCGAUGCGGCGGAAGAGGCCUUUGCGGAUGGCAAGGGUAUCGCGGGAGCGGCCGGCGCGGCGGCGGACUCGGUCCACGACGGCUUUCAUAAAGGCAUCGGCGUCGUAGCCAGUGCCGUCAAAGGUGUGCAAGGUGCCGUUGCCAGUGCCAUCGGGGCCACCAGUGAGAGCGAAUCCUCGGGUAAUGAAAGUACCUCGUCGACGGCAUCGACCAUAUCGACCAUAUCGACCAAGUCAACGGACGAUCCUGCCCCGCAAACUCAACAACCACCGCCUCCCAUCUCAACAAACAAUCCCCCUCAAGUCUCAGAGGCACCCACGAGCGUGGCUCUUCCUCCUCCUCCUCCUCCUCCUCCCUCUCCUACGCCACAACCGCCACCCCCAGCACCGCCUCAAAAGACAAACACUCCUCCGCCGUCAAGUGAAAAGCCUGAUCCUCCCAAACCCACCGACAACCCGCUUGAUAAUGUACCCCCUCCAAAAGCAGAGCAACCAUCCUCGGUGGAAGAGGCGAGCUCCUCAGAAUCGGAGUCAGCAACUUCAUCGGAGACUUCCCCAAGGACAUCCGCAGAGACCUCGCCCACGUCUUCGGAAGAGGAUGCGAAGCUUUCGCUCAGCACCAUUGUUCCUGACGCAACUGCGACGACCCAAAGCGGCACCCGCAUCAUACUCACACCCAUAGUGACAAGUUCCCUUCCUGCCAUAACAUCGGGUGGCAAAAAGGGCACAGCUCCCGAAAAGGAAGCCACCACGCCGGUUGCCGUGGCCCCUGCCCCUACCACAUUGUCAACAAGUAUCUCGACAACCUCGAGACUUGACAGACCUCCUGCAAUCACUCCCAGUAGGCCUGAUAGUGAUAGAAACGACGGUGGUGGUGGUGGUGGUGGUGGUGGAGGCGGCGGCGGUUCACGUGGCGGGCUCAGCACUGGCGGGCAGGAUGCCAUCAUCUCCAUUGCCGUAUUAUUUGUCGUCAUCGCCGUUAUUUCACUCGGAUACUAUUUUUGGCGAAAAGGCAAGAAGCGGAUGGACUCUGACCACGGUGGUUCAUUCAAAGCCAUGAUGAGACCGCAGCUCGACAAGGCAAAGAAGGGUCUCACCAAAGUUGCCGACAAGAUCCCAUAUGUCCGCGAUAAGCUCUUCAGGAAGGAGAGCUGGGAGAACAUCGAUGAUCCUUACAAGGGUCGGUUCACGGAGAAGAUAUUCAGUUCCAUCAGUUCGGCUGGACCUGCUCCCCCCAAGAAGGACAAUGCCAGGCUAGAUCCUAUCAGAGUGCAGACCACAUUUGAACAGAGGAGCUCAAUCGCGUCCCAGUUCAAUGGCGGGCCUGCCAUCGGGGCCACGGUGUCCUCUGUCGGCCUCUCAACCAUGGGCGUGUCCACGCUCGGCGUGUCCACGAUCGGAGACGUAUCUGCUCCAGGACGAUCAACAGAGGCAGGGGUCUUUGCAGCGGCGUCUGCCCCGAACCCCAGCAUGUCACCAUUCGCGGACCCAGGAGACAUGGAAGCCCAAGCACCAGCACAAGCACGCAGGGCCUCACAAACGAGGCAGCUAGCCGGCACCACCCACGGCCCGAAGCCGUCGCUGUCCUCCAUCACGCCUCAGUACAACCUGACUUUGCUCUCCGCCAUGGCAGGAGGCGGGCGCCGCAUGAGCGACAUGUCCUCGCUGUCCUCGGGCUUUGGCGACGGCGACAUUGUCGUGCCGCCCAAGCAGGCGCGCAAGUCAACCCGCGCCAGCAAGAUGAACAACGUCACCAACAGCGGCGACCUGGAGGACGAUGAGCAGCAGCAGAACAAUCACCGGCACAGCACGGCCACGACGGUGGCCACCAACGGCCGCCGCGACACGGUGUACACGGAGGCGUCGGAGGACUCGCCGCCGCGCUUCCGCACGGUCAGCUCGUGGGUGCGCCAGCAGUCGGGCCGCGUCAAGCGCGCCAAGCAGCGCGAGCAGGACGCCGCGGACGAGUCGGGCACGCCGCCGCCCGUGCCGCCCAUCCCGCCCGAGCAGGAGUUUCGCCUGAUGAUGCCGGAUGGCGAGGAGCCGCGGCGGGUCGAGGACACGACCGGCGGCGACUGGAGCAGCAGCGCCCAGGCAACGGGCGGUGUGAUUGGUACGGCUCGUUGA